AUGAUUCUGCCGCAACCCUUAGAUCGUGACCCCUCGGGUCGGGCCCAGCGCGACCCCCGGGCUGCCUCCGGGGCGACCCGGAGUCUGGAUGCGAGUUCCCUUCUCCGAGCUGUGCCCAUGAGCACCAAGCGGCGCCUGGAGGAGGAGCAGGAGCCCUUGCGCAAGCAGUUCCUGUCCGAGGAGAACAUGGCCACCCACUUCUCUCGACUCAGCCUGCACAACGACCACCCUUAUUGCAGCCCCCCCAGGACUUUACCCCCAGCCCUGCCUCCACUCAGAAGCCCUUGCUCUGAGCUGCUUCUGUGGCGUUAUCCUGGAAACCUGAUCCCUGAGGCCCUCAGGCUGCUGAGGCUGGGCGACACCCCUAGCCCCUAUUACCCUGUUACCCCAGCUGGGGACCUGAUGGAGCUCUGA
Messenger RNA from Chrysochloris asiatica (Cape golden mole), 414 nucleotides. RefSeq names its product host cell factor C1 regulator 1 (XPO1 dependent) (gene HCFC1R1). The transcript is spliced from 4 exons. The record is from RefSeq and is a predicted model, not a curated record. NCBI's taxonomy places the organism in Eukaryota, Metazoa, Chordata, Mammalia, Afrosoricida, Chrysochloridae. The coding region runs from base 1 to 414 and encodes 137 amino acids.